This is a messenger RNA of Maudiozyma saulgeensis, 771 nucleotides long. NCBI's taxonomy places the organism in Eukaryota, Fungi, Ascomycota, Saccharomycetes, Saccharomycetales, Saccharomycetaceae. The record is from the annotation of a GenBank genome assembly.
AUGUGUCCGCCUGAACUGUCGGGAUUGUCAUCGACAAGUUCAAGUGUCACUAAGAAUACGCCACGAUCUGCAAGAAGAAGAUCCAUUGGAAGGGAUUCAAGUAGUAAAAGUCGACGAAACUCUAACCAGAUAUCACCAACAUCAAUGAUAUUUAGAAACUUAUUAAUCAUGGAGGAAGAUUUACGUAAUCAAGCAAGAGAACAAAAAAAAUUAAGAUGGCAAUAUACUGGGUUUUUAUCUUGUUUAGCAGGUGUUGCAGCAUUCUCAAUAUAUGAAUUAUAUUUCAGUGACGUUGUUGUGAAAGGAGUGUAUAGAUUUUUUUUGCAGUUUACGAUAUGUUUUAUUUCAAUCACUUUAGUCCUGUUUCAUCUAAGUGGUCAAUAUAAAAGAACUAUAGUGAUACCCAGAAGGUUUUUUGCAUCUACGAAUAAAGGUAUACGGCAAUUUAAUUUAAGAUUGGUUAAAGUUCAUUCAUCAUGGGAUGAAAAUCUCACGGACAUGAUAAGAUUCACGAUGAAUGCAUUUUCAGAUUCAAAUAUUUGGCUCUGUGAAGAGAUACUAACUUUUUGGAAACCAAUUGUUCUCUUAAGAUUUUGGCACAGCGUGAAAUUGAGAUGUCAACCGAGGAUUGGCGCUAUAGAUGUUAAGAUUGUUCUGAAUCCAAGAGCUUUUAGCGCUGAGAUCAGAGAAGGUUGGGAGAUAUAUCGUGAUGAAUUUUGGGCCAGAGAAGGUGCAAGAAGACGUAAAACUGUAAACGAGGCAAAAUCCUAG